CGAGGAGGUUGGAACUUUCAUUCAGUCUGCUUUAAGUCUCUAACGUUAGACCAAACAAAUCAUUGCUCUCCUUCCCUGACGUUUAAACAUGUCUACCCAAAGCCAUGCCGACACCCACACCGGAAAAUGUCUAUGCGGAGGAAUCACUUUCACAGUUCAAGGCCCGCCGAACGCCGUUUACUGCUGCUACUGUAAAGACUGUAGCUUAGGCGCCGGGGGACCCUGCCAGAUAACAGCAAGUUACCCUUCAUCCGAGUUCACAUUACAAGAUGCAGAUGGCCUAGCUACCAGAUUCGCAAUCCCCGGGACUGUCAGUGGAAAGCCAAAGGAUAAGUACUUCUGCAGGCGCUGUGGAUGUACUCUAUUCACGAUUCCGUUUGCUGUGGGCCUGAAGGAGAUUGUUAUUCGGCCGGCUUUGGUUGAGAAUGGGUUACAUAUAUUCAGGCCGUCUAUUGAAUGUUUUGCUGAACGACGCCCGGAGUAUUUUUCUGCUUGUGAGAAUGCUGUGCAGUAUCAGACGUCUUGAGUGCUAUACCAAGUAUAUUUGCAAUUCCUUGGCUUCGUUAUGGCUUUAUAUGCCUCUGAAAAAAAU
Aspergillus versicolor CBS 583.65 is the source of this 592-nucleotide messenger RNA. RefSeq names its product GFA family protein. Gene Ontology annotation, molecular function: carbon-sulfur lyase activity. The record is from RefSeq and is a predicted model, not a curated record. NCBI's taxonomy places the organism in Eukaryota, Fungi, Ascomycota, Eurotiomycetes, Eurotiales, Aspergillaceae. The transcript has 3 exons. Bases 89 to 526 code for a protein of 145 amino acids.